Molecule: messenger RNA, 839 nt
Organism: Colletotrichum navitas
Lineage: Eukaryota; Fungi; Ascomycota; Sordariomycetes; Glomerellales; Glomerellaceae
Exons: 3
Coding region: 202-669 (155 amino acids)
Source: RefSeq, a predicted model, not a curated record
GAAUGGCAUGACAUGGCAUGGCAUUGCAUAGGCCGCGGAAACGGUAAACGGUCCGGACCGAGAAGAGAAAGGGAAUGGCAGGGUCGUGAUGUCAUGUGGUCAACCAACCACCUUGCAUUGCAGCGUAUGGGCUGCCUCUGUCUCCCCGGCCAGCGAGUCCGAGUCUUUAUUUAGCGUAACGAUAACGAAGUAUAUGCCUGUAUGUGCAUGCGUGUGUUGUACACAAGAGUGUCGGUGUCGAUAAGGCGGGAAGGUGUUUGUUUGCAUGUGGGUGUUUGUGUGCGUGUCUCGCUACGGAACGAACAACCAUUGAAGGCCCAACUUCAACCUCGACUCCAUCCCAAAGCCCACCGCUCUAGCUGUGCAGUAAUAUACGAAUGCGAUACCGACUCACAAUCUCUGAAGCUCCGCCGCACCCAAGACAAGAAAAAGGGGGCCUCGAUGUGUUGUGACGCGCCGAGGCGGCAGACAUCACCGCGACCGCUGCUUGGCGGUGUUGCGGCUGCUGUAGAUCCGCCUAGGCCUCCCCGCCAAGCCCCUUGGCUUAGCCUCACUGCGCCAUUAUUGCAUCGUGACACCGUCGUGUCCACACCUGGCCAACGUCAACGAGGAAACGAGUUUUAUUCCCCUUCAUCACGACAACUCAGCCGCCGUAGGGCUGGCCGCUAGUAUCGAUGGCGCUUGCAAGGACGCCAAAGAACGGCUAUCAUUUUUUAUCGCAAAGUCGGCCUAGCUUCGUCGUCUAGGCGGGGGUCGCGAAGACGACUGCUCUCCCGCGAACGUGUGGAACGAAGCCCUUGCCUGUGGCUGUUGACUGGCCAGAGCCGAUGAUGAGUGAU